Messenger RNA from Phytophthora nicotianae INRA-310, 2859 nucleotides. Its product is annotated as TKL/DRK protein kinase. NCBI's taxonomy places the organism in Eukaryota, Oomycota, Peronosporomycetes, Peronosporales, Peronosporaceae. Gene Ontology annotation, molecular function: protein kinase activity; ATP binding. Gene Ontology annotation, biological process: protein phosphorylation. The transcript has a single exon. The coding region runs from base 1 to 2859 and encodes 952 amino acids. The record is from RefSeq and is a predicted model, not a curated record.
AUGAUCCCAUUCCCGCUUUUCCAAACGAGGCACACUAGAAUGACCGACACGCCCACGCGGGUGUCCAUGGCGAAAGUGAUCCCUAGAGAUGCGUCAGGCAAGGUGACCGAUAUGGUUCGUAGCAGUGGACGUAGUGGCACCAACCAGCUCAGCAAGAACGAGUCUCCUUUGUAUACACUUCCGUCGCCCAAGACGCCCAAUGGCGUGAGCAGUGCACCGGUAUCUCCGCAGAAAGGCACUCGACUGCACAUUAUGGGCGCCAGUAUGCACGACCUCAAGCUCAACCACAUUUUCCGUCCCCGAGCGAGCAGACACGGCGAGACUCCAAGCCGUCAAGAAGACAUUGGCAUUUCCUUCGUGUCGCUCGAGUUUUCCAAUGCAGAAAUGGAGCAACGAUUCACGUUGGCUCGAUGUGUCAAGUACCAGACUCGACUCAAAUUUGGAGCAGGAUUCACCGCCUUCUUUAUUCCAUUGCUGGUUAUUAUGCAAGUGAGCUUCAAGGCCAACUCGGAAGAUGGUGGCAAGUGGACCCAGCUACCGCUGGUUAUGGUCUUCCCGGGUGUCGUCACCUUAAUGGGGAUACUCGUGAUCCUCUUCCAACACUUUUUCAUGACCCACAUGCGCUGGUUAACUCUGGUCUGUCUAAUCGGACAGAUCAGCGCGUUACUAGACACCACGGCUGCUGGUACUAUGGUGAGCGAACGUAACAUUUGGGUGCAGUUCAUCUUCUCACUGGGUAUCACGAGCUCGACGGGGUUAACCUUUCUCAAGUCGACUACAGUGCUGGUGUGCUCCAGUAUAUUCUUCCUGAUUCUAGCUUGGGUCCGCUUUGCUAGUAAAACGUCCACUGAACAGCUCAGUGCUCCUGGAACCGUGAGUGCUGCUAUUAUCCUCUACUCGAUCUUGCUCUGCUUCUUGUCGUGGAACUGGGAGUACGAAGAACGUCGCGACUUCGUGUUGACUGAAAGACUCGCUCAAGAGAACGUUAUGGUGCAGAUGACCAUGGAGAUGACUGGCUGGUUCAGCGGUGGAGCUGCAGAUCAAUCGCCCGACAACAGAUCCGACGCUGGUGGUAUUCUCAGUGCGAAUUGCCACAUCGACCCCAAGGACGUGCUAGUAAAGGAGGAACUGGGUGAAGGAACCUUUGGUUGUGUGUAUGCAGCCACGUGGAAAGAGACUCGCGUUGCUGUUAAAAAGAUCACUUUACAGGGUGACACCAAGUCCAUCGUGACGAGUUUUGGCUCAGAAGCAAGUGUCAUGGCUCAACUGCGUCACCCGAACGUGGUCAUGUUCAUGGGCGUCAUGGUUCACCCGGAAUUCGUCGGUCUGGUCAUGGAACUCUGCCCUAAAGGAAGUGUGUACAGCGUCAUCCACAAUAACGACGUUAAGAUCGAUUGGUCUUUGUUGCUGCGUAUGAUGGUCGACUCGAGUCGUGGAAUGCACUUCUUGCACUCGAGUAAACCGCCUAUUCUCCACCGAGACCUCAAGAGUGUGAACCUACUUAUUGAUGCCGACUGGAGAUGCAAGGUAUCGGACUUUGGUCUCUCCAAGCUCAAAGCGUUCCGUGAAGAUCGAAAUGAUGCGAGUAUGAACGCUAAUACUAAUACUGGGAACACGCCUAAUGUUUCUCGGGUGUUCAUCGGCUCGAGUGUCUGGAUUGCACCUGAGGUAUUCAAGGGCGAGGAACACACUGAAAAGACCGACGUGUACAGCUUCGGUGUCAUCAUCUUUGAAGCGUUGAGCAGCUCUGUGCCGUACAAUUCCAUCUCGGUAGAUGCAGUUCCCUUUGUGGUUCAAGCUGGAAAACGUCCUAUUGACUUCCACGCUUUGGAGUUACCUGAAGGGGAUGCUAUGCAGGAUCUCUACACUCUCAUGACACGUUGCUGGAGCGCUGAGAUUUACGCUCGGCCGUCAUUCUCUGUCAUCAUUUCGACGCUGCAGUCUAUUCUGACCAAACACUGCGGUGACGAGAAGUGGGAAGAUCAUAUUAUCUACCCCGACCGGAAGAUCGUAAGCGCUUCGAACGCACCAGCGGAUGACGAUGGAUUGUCUAUCCGUGAGGAGGAUUUGGUUAUCGAUUCGGCUAUCGGACGCGGCGUCUUUGGAGUCGUGUACAAGGGCAGCUACUUCGGUACUCCUGUCGCCAUUAAGAAGCUACAUGUGAGUGGUGUACCUAAGAACACAUUGGUGGAAUUUGAGAAGGAGUGCAGUAUCAUGAAAGGUCUACACCAUCCGAAUAUUGUGCUGUUCAUGGGCUCCUGCUCCAAGCCACCUACGCUCUUGCUGGUGACUGAGCUGCUUGCGAAUGGAAGUUUCUUCGAUAUCUACCACAAGAUGCCACGUCCUGAACCAGCUCGUCAGUUGCGUCUGGCUUACAGCAUAGCGUUCGACAUGGCCAAAGGAUUGGCGUAUCUGCACAACCACAAUCCGAUCGUGAUUCACCGCGAUCUCAAGUCCCAGAACAUCCUGUUGGACGAUCGGAUGCGCACCAAAAUUGCAGACUUUGGUCUAUCCAAGUUCCGUGAUGUUGGUAAGACGAUGUCUAUCUGCGGUAGUCCGCUCUGGGUGGCACCGGAAGUGCUCCGUGGUGAGAAAUAUGGCACUCCAUGCGACGUCUACAGCUUCUCGAUCAUCGUUUGGGAGGCACUGGCUUGGGGAGAGCCUUACCCGGAUCUGGGUUCGAGUGACAUAAUGAACGGCGUUGCUGGAGGAAAUCUACGCCCGACUGUGCCGGACGGAACACCUACAGCGCUGGCCAGGUUGCUAGAAGAGUGCUGGACCAAAAAGCAGGACCAGCGCCCGACGUUUAACGAACUCGUACCAAGACUCGAGGCUAUGGGCAAGGAUUUCGGAGUCUAG